UUUUCGCUGGGCUGUAGUGAUGUGUAGCCACCAUGAGUGAAGCGGGCAAAUAAAGAUUUAUAAUGGCAGCGAGAGAUGAUGGAGGCUCCGCGAAGAUGCAACGUUUCGUCGUGCUUGUCGUGCUGAAUAAUCACCAGGGCGAUACAUCGGAAAGCAGCACGGAUUACUCGAACGUGUAAUUGUAUCUGAGCAACGAACCAACAAAAUGGGCCGUGCAUCGGCGUAAAGCAGAGGUAAAGUGACCUUUCAUCGCAUUGUCCCAUGGAAGAUCGGCCGCGUUUAGCGAAUCACGGCGUCAUGUUGACACUGGAUGCACAACCGCGUCGCGCUGUCACGAAAACGACCGCGACCAACGGCGACAUCUCUUGUGCUGCCGGGGAGCCACCAUCCUCCUCCUCCUCCUCCUCCUCCACCACCUCAAUCAAUAACAGCAGCUCCCGUUUGCCCAUGCACUUAACAGCCUCCUCUCAUUCUCAGCCACAGAGGAGGUACCAUCCGCCUUACCACUUUAAAGUGCAUCAUCUGUUCCCAGAUGAGAGCCCUCAGGAUGCUGUAUUGAGGAAAAACUUGCCACCCCUCCAGUAUAAGGUGCACGACUCUGCCUUCUGCCGCGUACUCAGCGCCGACACCACUGCUGCUGCCCUGGCCGCCGCCGCCGCCUGCUCUGGUGGCGUGGACAGGGACAUAUGGAAAUGUGGCUAUCUCCGAAAACAGAAACAUGGCCACAAGAGGUUCUUUGUCCUGAGGGGCCCUAGCAACCUCGGGCCCAGUCGGUUGGAGUACUAUGACAGCGAGAAAAAAUUUCGAAAUGCCCUCAAAGCUGCUGCCUCUGGAGUUGCGUGCCCUGCCAAAAGGGUGAUUUAUCUGUCCCAGUGUUUUACGGUCAACAAGAGGGCUGAUGCCAAGAACAAAUACCUCAUUGCCCUUUAUACUAAAGACGAGUACUUUGCGGUGGUGGCGGAGAGCGAACAGGAGCAAGAGGAGUGGUACUUAUCCCUCACCGAACUUAUGACGGAGGGAAAAAAGGGGCAGCUAGACAACGACGAACUUGACGACGGUUACGGGACGAUUUCGCCGGGCACUAUUUUCAAGGAGGUGUGGCAGGUGAACGUCAAACCUAAAGGCUUGGGUCAGACCAGGAAUUUAAUGGGCGUGUACCGUCUGUGCCUUUCCGCCAAGACUAUUCACCUGGUGAAGCUGAACUCGGAGACGCCCGCCGUCAACCUGCCGCUAAUGAACAUUCGCCGCUGCGGGCACUCUGAGAGCUUCUUCUUUAUCGAGGUGGGCCGCUCUUCUUCCAUUGGCCCUGGUGAAAUAUGGGUGCAAGUCGAGGACUCUGUGGUAGCGCAGAACAUGCACGAGACCAUUCUGGACACUAUGAAGGCUCUGAAGGCCUUUCCGGACUUUAGGCCGCGGAGCAAAAGCCAGUCCUCCAGCUCAAAUCCUUUGCCGUUUAUAACUACUCGUCGGCAUCUCGGCAAUCUUCCCCCAAGCCAAACUGGGCUGCAGCGCCCCUCCAGAACAGAUUCGGUGACGGGCACGCCACCGACGGGGAAAAACCGAGGGCGAGGUCAGCGCUACCGGACGUCCAGCGAGGGCGAAGGCACUCAAGACCGCCCUCUGAGCUCCGGCACGGGCAGCCUGUUGCACCUAAACACCCCCAUUCUCAAUGUGGGCCGAGAAGAAAGUGGCAGCUGCUGCAACCACGCCUCACCCGGUUCGAGCCACCACACCCGCUCUGCUUCACUUCCUGUGUCUCACUUUCUGUCUGCCACCAGCCCCAUCAGUGUGUCCAGCAGCAGUGGACACGGUUCGGCCUCCGACACGCACACUCGCCCCUCUAGCUCCUCUAUUUGUGGCUCCCCUAGUGACGGAGGCUUCAACUCCUCUGACGAAUUCUGCCCUAGCCCGUGCGACUUCAGGUACUUUCACGCAAGUUGUACCACACCUGAAUCCCACGGCAGCACCCCGCCGAUUAGGGAAGACUACCGGCUGACUGAAUACAUGACCAUGGAUUGGCAUAGAGAUGGAACAAGGACUUUUGAGGAGGAGAGCAGUUACAUGGAGAGGACUUUCCUCAAGCUAGCACACUCAUCAAAGCCAAAACUGGGUGGAAGCUUGAGUAUCACGCAGCAGAAAGCUACGCAAACCUCAUCUUCUUUGGAUGAAUCGAGCCCGGUGGAGUCAAAACGACACCAGGUUUGCUCGUGCCUGCUGAAGUCAGCCUAUAAGUCUUACUCUGAAUUACAUCACCCAAACAAGCCUCCCUUGCUCAGCUCUGAGUGUCAAAAGAAACUGCCAAAAGACGAUGGCUACAUGCCCAUGAUUUACAGCAUCGCUCCCUCUCCCAAUGCAGAUUACACCCCUAUGCAUCCCAGAGCAACCCUGGACAUUCACCCCUGUUCCUCACAGCAAGCGGACCGAUACGGCUACAUGAUGAUGCUCCCGGGCGAUAGCCCGUCCAGCAGAGAGCAGGCGGAGUAUGACGACUACAUGGACAUGUCCCAACUUACCGUGGCCGAAGGCUUUUCCCAGUCCUCACCUGAAGGCCCAAAAGCCUCAUACUUCUCUCUCCCACGCUCCUAUAAAGCCCCGUCACGAGAGAAGCACGAAAAGAUGGACUACGUUCCCAUGUCCCCGCCCGAGCCCCCAAGCCCACCCAGUCCCGGAGAGUACAUUCACAUGGACUUUGGGUCCCGCCCCUCUCACCCCUCCGUAGACUCGCCCUCCACUCCGCCGCCGUCUCAGCCCUGCUAUCAGCUGUGUUGCUCCUCACCAGAUCAUGACUACUUGGGCCUGAACAUGGACAGCCUCCUGAAGGACCGGCCUCCUCGCCACUCGCUCGUAGCCCCAUGGAACCCCCCUAACUACGCCCGUCCCCUAGGGUGCUCUUACGGGCAGGCGUCGGCUAAUUUGGAUCCCGAGAAGACGCACAACGGAUGCGGCGACGGUCCCUUGAGAAUGAUGCAGCACCUUUGCAUCUCCGAACAGCUGCCGUUCGUUCAUACGGAGCCCAAGGUCAUCAGGGCCGACCCGCAGGGAAGGAGACGACACAGUUCAGAGACUUUCAUCCCCUCAACUGCUUCUUAUGCUAGUGGUUGCGGAAUCAGGCCCUCAGCCAAUCAGAAUCUCCCCGAAGCUAGCAGAUGGCAAAACUCCACCUCCUUUGAUAGCAUGUGGUCACACUCAGACGCCUCUCCCGACUCGGCAGCCCCAGCGACGAGCGCUGCUACCAGAGGGGCGACUCAGAACACCUCAUCCAGCUACCUCAACUACAUCGCUCUGGACCUGAGAGAAGUGCCCCGUGACACUCCCCCUCCACACACGGCUCAUAGCAACCUCCAAGAGAGUGAUGCUUAUGCUGGUAUAGAUUUCUCCGUUUCGGGAGGACGUGCCACUGCCUCAAAAGAUUGAGUGAGUCAUAUGCUGGUGCCCGAAGGAGAAUCAGGACAUGGAGAAUCCAGCGACCUCUGGAACGCCGAAGAGGAAGCCGCCUCCUCCUCCUCAGACCUCCAACAACAAAGACUGAGAAACUGCACAACCUCUAAUGCUCUGUAUUUCCCACAUAACUGCCUCAACAACCGGUUUCAUUUGUCCGUUUUUGUCCGAAUGACACUGUUUGUUUUUUCUGUCUUGUUUACUAGAGCGGGUUCGCUAAAUUAGAACUGUGAGCUUCAGAUAUCUAGCACUUCUAUUUUUGUGUGUGUACGAAAUGAAACGCAUCAUAGCUCUUUGGUUACAGGUUUAUGUUUCUCCACGCAAAGUCGGAUAGAUCCGUGUAAAUAGGAGAAGCUUGUAUAUUGAAUCUCGUUUUGUAUUAUGAACCGGGUCCCCGUGACGCCCCACUCCUCGAGACGCUCGCCGUACUUAGUUCCACUGAUUUUUAUUUGUAUAAAGUAAUUGAAUAUUUUUUCAGGGGUCGCAGUGAACACGCUGUAAAAGGGUUCGAGUUUGUCACACAGAUCACUUCUGUGAAGACCACUUUCUGUUUUGUAGUGUACAGUCAUGAAAGCAUCACUUCAGUGCAUGAAAACGCCCCCCUGCGAGAGAAAAUGAACAUUAGGCGAAUUUAAAAAGUACGAGCAAUGCAACGCUUCGAAACGAGUACCGAGACACUUUUCCAAUCGAGCACUUUUUAGACGAGACAGUGUUUCUGAGUUAACUGGAUGCUACCUCCUGUUCACGCCAGUGGGAAAACUGUGGAAGCUUGUUUCCACCACGGAAUAAAAAAAAGAAAAGAAAUGACGGCUUUUUAUCUCAAUUCUGACUUUUUUUCUCAGAAUUGCGAGAUAUAAAGUCGCAAUUGCGUUAUAAAGUCAGAAUUG
Messenger RNA from Megalobrama amblycephala (Wuchang bream), 4325 nucleotides. RefSeq names its product insulin receptor substrate 4a (gene irs4a). Gene Ontology annotation, cellular component: plasma membrane; cytosol. Bases 262 to 3414 code for a protein of 1050 amino acids. NCBI's taxonomy places the organism in Eukaryota, Metazoa, Chordata, Actinopteri, Cypriniformes, Xenocyprididae. Gene Ontology annotation, molecular function: insulin receptor binding; phosphatidylinositol 3-kinase binding. The record is from RefSeq and is a predicted model, not a curated record. Gene Ontology annotation, biological process: insulin receptor signaling pathway. The transcript has 2 exons.